AUGGCGAGUAAUAUACCAGCUGGACUGCGGUCGGCAGACAUUGGGCGAUUUGCCAUCAGGGCAGCUCAGAUCGAGAAGGCUAAACCUGUGGUUGCCUACUGGUGUAAUUUCCAUAUUGUAAACCAGAUUAUCGAAAGGGGUCUUCACAAUUCCGAUGAGGAGAUCAUGCUCUACACGACAAACCUCGUGGACAAGCUGGAGCAGUUCAAAGUAGAGAACCCAGAAAACGAUACAGUGACAGACACCGUUGCAGCGAGCGCCUAUGUCGAGCAAUUCGGAUUGGAGGUCUUCGGGCGUGCGGAGGCCGCUAUGAAUGCCAACAAAGUCACAAAGCAAACGGCAGAUACUUUCCAGGCAGCGGCCACGUUCCUAGAACUUUGCUCGAUCUGGGGGUCCCUAGACCCAGAACUGGCUGGGCGGAUCAAAUUCGCCAAGUUCCACGCGCUCCGAAUUGUUAAAGCUUUAAAAGCCGGUGAAGAUCCCAACGCGACAAAUCCGGCGCCAAAGCAGGAAGAAGAACUCGUUGAAGAUCCCGAAGUGCAGGCAUUUGAUGAGUCGGUAGCGGAGCAGGCCUCCAAGCCAAAACAACCCUCUAUCGAAGAGAUCCCAGACGAAUCUGACCGUUCUGGACGAGAGCUGGCUCGGAAAUCGACUCUUGAUGAAUCGAUUCAUCCAUCACGCACCUCGUCAGCACCUCGUCCCCCACCCGAGAUCCCUUCUGUUCCUCGCAACGCACCUGGUUCUCCCCCACAAUCAAUGGAUGUUGAUGAUUCCAGCAAAGGCGGAUUAGAGCUCCCAUCAACUCCAGCGACCAUUGGCGGGUCGUCCUCAGUACCUAACCUUCCUGACACCCCAACUGCAUUUCAUUCCUUCCCUCCGCCAUCUGAGGACCCAGCCGUUGACGCUCCAGACCCAGCCGUUGACGCUCCAGACCCAGCUUCUUUCUACGAUACCCCAGAUACUAGUGCUCCUGUUCAGCCUCCGCCUGCUCCGACAUUUGUUCCAUCACCACUUGCUAAGGCUCCGGUGCAACCGGCUCCUUAUGUCCCGUCCCAGCCAUCACAUGGUCUAGACGAUAGCUCGGUGCAGCUGGCGCAGAAACAUGCUCGUUGGGCGGUCUCUGCUUUGACUUUCGACGAUGUUGACACCGCUAUUAAGGAGCUCAGAAACUCGCUGAAGUGUCUAGGCGCAUCAUGA
Molecule: messenger RNA, 1197 nt
Organism: Penicillium vulpinum
Lineage: Eukaryota; Fungi; Ascomycota; Eurotiomycetes; Eurotiales; Aspergillaceae
Exons: 4
Coding region: 1-1197 (398 amino acids)
Biological process (GO): late endosome to vacuole transport via multivesicular body sorting pathway
Cellular component (GO): multivesicular body
Source: RefSeq, a predicted model, not a curated record